Messenger RNA from Capsella rubella, 492 nucleotides. RefSeq lists its product as uncharacterized. The coding region runs from base 83 to 346 and encodes 87 amino acids. The record is from RefSeq and is a predicted model, not a curated record. Lineage: Eukaryota; Viridiplantae; Streptophyta; Magnoliopsida; Brassicales; Brassicaceae. The transcript is spliced from 3 exons.
UCAUAUGCAAAUCCCAUUUUCUCCUCAUUUUCCAUUGAUCAGUUACAUUCUCCCUUAAACGAACAAAGAGUACACAUAUAAUAUGCCUCUUAGGAUCAAACCCAUAUCUUUCCUCUUCCUCAUACUCAUCGUUUGCUCUUAUUCAUCAUUAGCCAUAGUGGAAGGCUCAAUCCAGAUCGGAGGCUCAAAGAUGCAUGAGAUCAGUUUCAAGCUCUACAAGAGUGAGGAAGUGGAAGCCAAGAAGAUGAGUCAUAGGAAGUUAAUGUUCCACUCGACAGCAGACUACGACGACGCAGGACCAAACCCUAAACACGAUCCAAGAAGAAGACCCGGAGGCAAGGGUUGAACUGAAUCUUCAUCAACAACAAUGAAUCAUCUCUCUAUCUAUAUAUAUACAUAUAAUAUAAGUUAGUAGCAUAUGCACUAAUAUGAUCAAUAAUAUGAAUGUGUAUGUAUCUUUGUAUGUGAUAUAUGUAUCCUCCAGUUCUGAUU